AUGCAGAAGAUCACAGCCGAUAAUGGAUCUCGGCAGCCAAUGUUCUUGGCCCUCUUGGGACUACUGCUCUUUUUUUCGACCAUCACGGUGAUCCUCAGGAGACAUCUUGCCGACUUGCCUCCAGAGAUUCUCAUUCCGACUUUGAAGCAUUGGUACGCAUACCAGCUAGUGUAUCCGUUUGCUCUGCUCUUCGUCAAGGCAAGCAUCCUCGCGCUCUACUACAGAAUAUUCUCGCAGAAGGCGUUCAAAAUAUCGGUCUGGGUGAUGGCGACGACUGUCGCUACGUACACGGUCGUGGUGGUGUUUGUCAACGCCUUCGAAUGCCCACACAAAAUCUCCAAUGCGUGGAGCCCGACGUUUCCAAAGGGCUGCAACAAUCUUCCCAAGGCAUACUUUUCGAUGGCCGGGAUUCUCCUCUGGUCGCAGGUGGAAUGCAAUAUAGCCAUCAUUACGGCGUGCAUCCCGCCGCUUCGGCCAAUAUUCAAGGGGACUUUCCGAGGGAAUUCGUCCGGGCGGUCUCGAAGAGAGGGAGGAAGCAAGUAUGCAGGCGAAAUGUUCCCUCCGGACCGCAGGUUCAAGGGACAAGAGCUCGUGGAAUUCGACGUAUACAGUAGACGUCACAGCGAGCUUCAGAACACGGUCAGCGGCGGGCCGGACAACGAGAGCGAAGAGCACAUUUUGUCGAGCGGGCGGUCGGGUAUCCUCAAAACGAUGUGCGUCGAGACGGUGUCAAAUCCGACGGAUGAGUAG
This is a messenger RNA of Lasiodiplodia theobromae, 750 nucleotides long. RefSeq names its product Integral membrane protein. Bases 1 to 750 code for a protein of 249 amino acids. The record is from RefSeq and is a predicted model, not a curated record. The transcript is spliced from 3 exons. NCBI's taxonomy places the organism in Eukaryota, Fungi, Ascomycota, Dothideomycetes, Botryosphaeriales, Botryosphaeriaceae.